GGGGAGCGGAGCCUCCCCGGGGGCAGGCAGGUUCCCCUCGGCAGGAAGGCGCUGGGGCCCACAUACCCGGGAAGAGCCAUCGCGGGGCCGAGGUGUAACGUGGGGAGCAGCGCUCCCCUCCCGCCGGGCAUCGCGCCUCGGCUGAGGUGCAGCGGGGCAGGUGGUUCCCGUUCCUUUUCUGCUCCCAUUCUCGCCCUUUCCCGACGUUUCUCUCCCACGGAGAGGCUCUCAGGCUUUUGGACUGCCUUUUCCCUUUGUGGAUCCUCCGCACCGGUGGAUUGUGAACCUUUUGGAGAAGGCACAGACAUAUUUUCUUCUCUUUUCCUUGUGUUGUGCAGUGAUACAUAUGCUGAUUUUACCAUACAUGCGUUUGUAUAUGUGUAAAUUAUGCGUAUUUGUAUUAUAGUGGAGGUAUGCAUAUUUUUAUCUCUAUAAAUAAAAUAGGCUUGUACAUGCAUACCUUGUUAGAUGCACCUGUGAAAGUUAAGAUGUAAGAUCUGUGUUUUACAUACACCAUCUCAUAGCAUACCUGGAGGAGAUAUUGAGUGUAUUGAUUGCAUGUGGAAUUGAACUUUUCCAGAUCCCUGCCUGCUGUGGUUUAACCCCAGAUACCCACUCACUUGGACACCCUGACUUACCAUCACCCUCUCAGUGGGGUGGGAAAGAGAAUUGAAAAAAAAAGAUAAAACCCACAGGUUGAGGUAAAAACAGUUUUACAGCAGAAAUAACAUUAAUGAUUAUAAUAUAAAAUUAAUGGUUAUGAAAUUUGAGAUAACAGAGAGAGAGAAAUGGAAGCCAAGAAAGAUAAGUGAUGGACAGUACAGUUGCUCACCACUCACUGACUGGUGCCCAGCCCAUCUCUAAGCAGCACUUGGCUCCUCCUGGCCAAUUCCCUCUGAGUUUAUUCACUGAACGUGAUGGUCUAUGGUAUGGAGUAUCCCUUUUGCCAGUUCAGGUCAGCUCACCCGGUCAUGUUUCUUCCCAGCUUCUUAUGCACCUGGCAGAGCAUGGGAAACUGAAAAGCCCUUCUUUUGAGGUAGGCACUAGUUAGCAACAGCAAAAAUAUCAGUGUGUUGUCAACAUUAUUCUGACCAGGUUUGCUUGGCAGGGUUUUGGUAGUGAGGGGCUACAGGCAUGGCUCCUGUGAGAAGCUGCCAGAAGCUUCCUCUGUGUCUGACAGAGCCCAGGUCAGCUGGCUUCAAGGCAGACCCGCUGUGGAACAAUGCUGUGCCCAUCAGUGAUGGUGGUAGUGCCUCUGGGAUAACAUACUUAAAGUUAAAAAGUUGCUGCACCACAGCAUCUGCAGCAGAAGAGAGAGCUGGAAACAGUCCUGCAGACACCAAGAGUCAGCGAAGAAGGAGGGACAGGAGGUGCUCCAGGGGCAGGAACAGAGAUUCCCCAGGCAGUGCGGAGCAUGGUGAGGCAGCUGUGCUUCUGCACGCCCGUUGGAGAACCACAGAGGAACAGAGAUCCACCUGCAGCCUAGGGAGGACUCCCCACUGCAGCAGCAUUGACCUCACUGCAGAUGCAACUACAAGUAAUGCUGGUGUCAACGGUGAAGACUCGCAGCAGAAAGAAGAUGACAGCAACUUCUCACUGAUCACCUGGAACAUUGAUGGGCUGGAUCUGGGAAAUGUGAAAGAUCGAGCCAGAGGAAUCUGUGCAUACCUGGCAUUAUACAGUCCGGAUGUUGUGUUUUUACAGGAGGUCAUCCCACCACAUCUCCCUCUUCUCCAGAUGAAAGCAGGCAGUUACACUAUUAUUCCAGGUAACAUAGAUGGGUAUUUCACUGCUAUAAUGUUAAAGAAAUCGAGAGUGAAGCUACUGAAACAUGACAUAAUGCCUUUUCCAACGACUACCAUGAAGAGGAACCUUUUAGUUGUGCAUGUGAGCAUAUCUGGUAUUGAACUUUGCCUUAUGACUUCUCACCUGGAGAGCACUAAAGAUCACUCCAAGGAACGGAUAAAGCAGCUGCAAAUAGUGUUAAACGAAAUGCAGAAGGAGUCUCAGUCCACCACUGUUAUAUUUGGAGGGGAUACAAACCUCAGAGACAGCGAGGUUGCUAAACUUGGUAAUCUGCCUGACAACAUUAAGGAUGCCUGGGAGUUUUUGGGCAAGCCCCAGCACUGCCGCUACACUUGGGACACGCAGUCCAACACCAACCUGAACGCAGCCUACAAGUGCAAGAUGAGAUUUGACCGCAUUUACUUCCGGCCUGCAGUGGAAGGGGGGCAUUUCAUCCCACGAAGCAUGGACUUGAUUGGUUUGGAAAAACUAGAAUGUGGCAGGUUUCCUAGUGAUCACUGGGGCAUUCUGUGUAACUUUGAUGUUAUAUUAUAAAAAAGAAAAAAAAUACUCA
Zonotrichia leucophrys gambelii is the source of this 2359-nucleotide messenger RNA. RefSeq names its product tyrosyl-DNA phosphodiesterase 2 (gene TDP2). Gene Ontology annotation, biological process: double-strand break repair. Gene Ontology annotation, cellular component: cytoplasm; PML body. Bases 1135 to 2340 code for a protein of 401 amino acids. The record is from RefSeq and is a predicted model, not a curated record. Gene Ontology annotation, molecular function: single-stranded DNA binding; protein binding; 5'-tyrosyl-DNA phosphodiesterase activity. Lineage: Eukaryota; Metazoa; Chordata; Aves; Passeriformes; Passerellidae. The transcript is spliced from 6 exons.